GCCCUUUGCACAGUUUCACCCGCAAAGCUCCGGCGCUCCUUUGUAAUUGUGACAGCGCUCAUUUAACGUCGGGGAGGCACAAUCUGCGCAUCCCUGUGGCAACUGGGUGGUGCUUGCAAAUACGGAGGUGAACUGAGGUGCGUUGUAGGUGACUUCGUGUGUGGUAUCAACAGAUAGCCCGAUGUGUCAGCGUAAAGGCACUGCGGCGGGACGGCAGAUACUGUAGUGCGCGAACUGGUCGCCCAGAAAAGAAUGACGUGGACGUGCACGGCUGAUGGGUCCUGGGCUGUGGAGCAGGCAGGAUAAUGGAGGACAGGAUCACUCAGCGGAUGCAGUAACGGGACGAGACGAGUGCCGAGAGGGUGGGCCGCCAUGGCGACCGGUGGUCAGGUGCAGGCGGAGGGCAAGGCCCCGGGGCCCAGCGUUUUCUGCAAGCUUUGCCUUAGCGACUGCCCUCCAGCCGGCGCGAGCUCGCUGCACGCCUGCGACUGUGUCUUCUGCACUGCGUGUUUGCGGCAGUAUGUGCAGCUGGCUAUUAGGGAGGGCGGGGGCGCCCCCAUCACUUGUCCCGACAUGGGGUGUCCGACCAAAGGAUCGCUGCUGGACUCUGAGAUCGCCUGCUUCGCCCCAGCAGACAAAGUGCAGCUCUACCAGCGACUAAAAUUUGAAAGAGGGGUGCAGCUUGACCCCAGCAAGGCCUGGUGCCCAGUGGUGGAGUGCCAGGCUGUGUGCAGUGUGAGGCCUGACGCGGAGGGCCGCCCCACAUCUGUGCCCUGCCCCGCCUGCCGCGCCAUCUUCUGCUCCCUCUGCAGGAGGUCCUGGGAGGACGGGCACGCCUGUGCUGAAAGCCGGCCCCUGACAUCGCCCUCCCUGGAGGACAGUGUUCGGCUUGGCUGCGAGGCGGACGCCCCCAUAAAGCAGUGCCCCAUGUGUGGCGUCUACAUCGAGCGCAACCAGGGCUGCGCCCAGAUGCUGUGCAAAAGCUGCAAGCACACUUUCUGCUGGUACUGCCUCCAGAACCUCGAUGGUGACAUAUUCCUACGACACUAUGACAAGGGGCCAUGCAGAAACAAGCUGGGUCACUCCCGAGCAUCUGUCAUGUGGAACAGAACACAGGUGGUGGGCAUCCUGGUUGGCGUCAGCGUCAUCGUGCUGGUGACAUCCCCUCUCCUGCUGUUGGCCUCGCCCUGCAUCAUGUGCUGCGUGUGCAAGCCCUGCAGGGCCAAGAAGACGAAGAACAAGAAAAAGAAGAAGAAGAAGAGGGAGGCUGGCCAAUCAGAUUCUACUGUAUAGAAACAUAUCCGCUCCCUGCAGCCCACCUCCCAUCUCCACGUGCCAAUUUUCGUAAUCUGUACUGAACCAGUCUCGCUGGGUGCAGAGGUGCCUAUUUGCACAGUGCCUAGCAUUCGGUGGUCAGGGGUUAUGUUGCCUUCCAUUCAAUUAUGCAAAAAUAAAUGUUGUAUAUGAAUAAAAAAGACAACUCAAUAACAGGAAAAAAAUCUUAGAUAAAUGCAAGACAUUAUUUUACAUGGUUAUGUGCUAUGAAAUUUGCAUUCUGUACUGUACUGGAUACUGGGAAAGACUGCAAACGUUAGCGGUUCUACAUUAAAAGCAUUCCUGCAGCAACCUCUCCUGAUUUCCCAUUGGGUAUUUAAUACCAAAGGCUGUGAUGAGCCAU
Megalops cyprinoides (Indo-Pacific tarpon) is the source of this 1678-nucleotide messenger RNA. It is a transcript of the gene rnf144b, whose product is annotated as ring finger protein 144B. The transcript is spliced from 9 exons. Gene Ontology annotation, biological process: ubiquitin-dependent protein catabolic process; protein polyubiquitination; positive regulation of proteasomal ubiquitin-dependent protein catabolic process. The record is from RefSeq and is a predicted model, not a curated record. Lineage: Eukaryota; Metazoa; Chordata; Actinopteri; Elopiformes; Megalopidae. Gene Ontology annotation, molecular function: ubiquitin conjugating enzyme binding; ubiquitin protein ligase activity; zinc ion binding. Bases 373 to 1293 code for a protein of 306 amino acids. Gene Ontology annotation, cellular component: mitochondrial membrane; cytoplasm; ubiquitin ligase complex.